CGCAGAGGGCACACCCCGCAACACAAAGCCGAUAUCUCCACAAGGGGCUGUUAAUACCGCCCGGCAAGGGUGCAGAGAGGGCAAAAAAGAAAGAAAAAAAAUGUGACUGGGGCAUGCGACGAGGAGACCCUUCAGCCGGUUGCUCAUUUACCCUCGCGGACUUUGUGCCAGCUCCGUUACGAGCCAAGGCGAGGCGAGAGGCAGGGCAAGGCACAAGCGGCGCUUUGGUUGCAGGGUCCCAAGUCUCCACCAUACCAUUGCUCUUGACGCGUUGGGCGAUUCACAGCACGCGAACUCCAAGAGCCACGCUCCGCAGGGCUCCAGGCGGACCACCGCUCACGAUGACGGUCACAGCAGGAGGAGGCGGUGGCGCCGGUGCGCUGCGCGAGUGCGCGCUCGAGCGCAAGCCGGGCAAGGGCUUCGGCUUCUUCCUGCGCCUCGAGAGCGGCGAGGAGGGCCACCUGAUCCGCGAGGUGGCCAUGGGCAGCCCGGCGCACGGCGCGGGACUGCAGGACGGUGACCGCGUGAUCCGCGUCAACGGCGAGCACGUGGACGGCGGAGACCACGCCAAGGUGGUGGAUCUCAUCAAGAAGAGCGGGGACAAGGUGACGCUGGUCGUCCAGGAUGCCAAGUCCUACAAGGAGCAGCGUGUGGCGGCGGCGGCCACGCCUGCCAAGGGCCCUUCCUCGCAAGGGCCCCGCCCGCGACUCUGCACCCUGCAGCGUAGCAGUGACGGCUUCGGAUUCCACCUCAAGUCCAUUGAAGGUUCAGAGGGCAUGUUCAUCAUGGACGUGAAGUACGGCUCCCCGGCUGAGAAGGCUGGCCUGCGCUCCGAGGACCGGCUGGUGGCUCUGAACGGAGAGGACAUCACGGACCUGACUCACGCCAUCGUCGUGGACAAGGUGAAGCGCGGCGGCAAGACGGUGCACCUCCUCGUGGUGGACAAGGAGGCCAGCGAGCACUUCAAGCGGACGGGCGAGCGGGUGACCGCUGCCAUGGUCGAGCGCGCGUCCCUGCCCCACCAGCCCCGCUCCGUCAAGCUGAAGCGCGCCAGCGACGGAUACGGCUUCUUCCUGCGCGCCGAGCGCGGACGCAUCGGCCACUUCAUCCGCGAGAUCGACGCCAAGAGCCCCGCCGACAAGAUGGGCCUCAAGGACGGAGAUCGCAUCGUGGCGGUGGGCGGUGACGCCGUGGACAAGCUCACGCACGAGGAGGUGGUGGAGCGCAUCCGCAAGGACGGCAGCAGCACCACGCUGCUCGUGCUCUCCGAGGCCGCCGACGCUUUCUACACCAUGCACGGCAUCAACCCCGUGGGCAGUGGAGGGCGAAGCGACGUCGGCGUCUCUGGCAAGGCGGCGUCCCCCGCGGACGCCCAGGAUCUCCGCCCGCGCCUCCGCCGCCUCAGCAAGGGCGCCGACGGCUUCGGUUUCCACCUCUACGGCAUCCGGGGCCAGCCGGGGCAGUACAUCAAGAAGGUGACGCCGGGAAGCCCCGCGGCGCUCGCCGACCUCCACGACGACGACAUGGUGGUGGAGGUGAACGGCCACAACGUGCAGGAGGCCACGCACGCCGACAUCGUCGCCAAGAUCCGCGACGGCGGCGCCAGCGUCGAGCUGCUGGUGGCGAGCCAGGCGGCCGUGCGCCACCACCGGCAGCUCGGCACGGCCAUCACGCGCUCGCUGGCCGCGGGCGGCGAAACGGCCCGGGACGCCGCGGCGGCGGUCGCGGUGGCCGCGGCCGUCGCGGCGGCCGACGCCGACAGCCCCGGGGAGCGGGCCGUCGCGGCGGCCAUGGCGGCCGUCGCGAGCGUGGCGGCCGCGCGCCUGGCCGUCGAGGAGGACGAGGGGGACGCGGGGAUGGCGGCCGCGGUGCUGGCGGCGGCGGCGGCGGAGGCCGGAGACGACACGAACGACGCCCACGAGCGGGCGGCGGCCGCGGCCAUCGCAAGCAUCGCCGCCCUCGAGCUGGCCGAGCACGACGAGGAGGAGAGCUCCGAGUCGGAGGGCGACGACGAGGACAAGGAGGAGGAGGCGGAGCGGCAGAGGAAGGAGGACGCGGCGCAAGCGGCCGCGGUGGCGAGCAUCGCGGCCAUCGCCGCCGAGAAUCUGAUGGCCAGGAGCGGUGGCGGCAGCGACAGCGAGGAGGAGGAGAAGGAGGAGGAGGAGGUGAUCCGGGCCGUGGCGGUGGCUGCCGCUGCGGGCGUGGCCGCGGAGGUGCUGGCGCGGGGCGGGGAUGCGGACGAGGCCCGCGCGGCCGGGGAGGCGGUGGCGGCGGUGACGGCGGCCGUGGCGGAGGCGGCCAAAGAGAAAAGUGACGACGAGGGCGACUCCACCUCGGAAGACGGAGAUUCUUUCCUUUAAACUAAAUUUCGGGACGGUCCCAGUCAUUUCCCCUUUCGUGAUUGUCGAAUGGAUGUAAAAAUAAUUGCAGUAUUGUCAAAAAAAAUAUGUACAUAGUUGCUCUGCAGAUUUUCAAUUUGUACGAUUGUUUUUUUUUUGCCGUCCUCCAAUUUGUAGAAUGGUGGGGAAAUUAGUUUGAUUUUUGUUAUUUGACACGUGAAUUAAAAUUAGCAACCUGAAUUUUGUUUCUUAAUUGAGGUUCACGAACGAUUUAUGCACGAUACAAAAGUAACACGAAAUGACCCGCCAUCUUUUUUGAUUGCUCAAAUAUCACCUUCUGAAAGUCCAGAUUCAAAUGACAAAUGUGUAACAUUUUCAACGAAAAUUAUACAAAAACUGAACGGUAAUCUGAACAUUUGCGUUCAGGAGCAACAACUGCAUUCAUUUGAACUCGUUGUGCCUUCCCCAAGCGGCGAGUUCACUCAUUUAUGCAAAUUCCCAAGCAGGGCGCUAACGGACCAUGAGUGUUGUCGACUGCUCGUGAUAUCACACUCGCAGGAGAGAGAAAAAACAAAUACAUUGGGACAGCUAACAACAAAAACAAAACUCUAAAUCGGCCACAUCACGUCGACUGGUUGAGAAAAAAAAACUAUACAGGAUAGGAGCAAGACGAAUUGUGGGGAGGCCUUCAUCCAGCAGUGGAUAGACCAGGACCGAUUACCGGUGAUAUCCAUCAGCAGCGCAGCAGGGGAAAUCGAUGUAUAUUGACCGUAGGAGGCGUAUCGUUGGGUAUAGUUUUUUUUUUUAAAGCGGCUCGCCAACAACGUUGCUUCUGCGUCGCACAAAAAUGCGCUUUCAAAACAAAAAAAACGUUGGCUCGGCGUGGUGAGCGUGCACACGGGAUUUGGAAAAAAGAACCGUAUGAAUAAGCAACGUAAUAAAUACAUCUAUCGACGAA
This is a messenger RNA of Petromyzon marinus (sea lamprey), 3297 nucleotides long. Its product is annotated as Na(+)/H(+) exchange regulatory cofactor NHE-RF3-like. Gene Ontology annotation, molecular function: protein-membrane adaptor activity; signaling receptor binding. Lineage: Eukaryota; Metazoa; Chordata; Hyperoartia; Petromyzontiformes; Petromyzontidae. Gene Ontology annotation, biological process: protein localization to plasma membrane. Gene Ontology annotation, cellular component: apical plasma membrane. The record is from RefSeq and is a predicted model, not a curated record.